Zea mays is the source of this 2180-nucleotide messenger RNA. RefSeq lists its product as uncharacterized. NCBI's taxonomy places the organism in Eukaryota, Viridiplantae, Streptophyta, Magnoliopsida, Poales, Poaceae. The record is from RefSeq and is marked provisional. Gene Ontology annotation, molecular function: pectate lyase activity.
CGCGUCCAGUGCUCCUCUCUUCCUUUCUCUCUCGCCGCACGCAGGCAGUUCGAGAGGGCGUGCGUUGCUCGAGGGGCGGUAAAUGGCAGCGGCGGGCUCGUCCGCGGCGAGGGCCAGGAGGGCGGGGCUCGCAGCCGCCGCCGCCGCGGCGCUCCUCGUCCUCGUGGUGGUCGCCGUCAGCGCGGCGCUCCCUGGCGGGCGGGUGAGGGUCCUCGACGGCCUUCGGCAAAGGAGCACGUCCGUGGUGGCGGGAGGCGCGAGGCGGUGGCUGCGGGACUCCUCCUUGCCGGCGGCGACGACGAGGGGCAGGGCCGACGGUGACGCCGGCGCCGGCGCGGUGGAGGAUCCGGAAGCCGUGGCCAACGACGUCCACGCGUCCAUCAACAACAUCACGGCCCGGCGAAAUCUCGGGUACCUGUCGUGCGGGACAGGCAACCCCAUCGACGACUGCUGGCGCUGCGACUCGGACUGGCACAACAACCGGAAGCGCCUCGCCGACUGUGGCAUCGGCUUUGGCCGCAACGCCAUCGGCGGCCGUGACGGCAAGAUCUACGUGGUCACCGACCCGAGCGAUGACGACCCUGUCAACCCGCGCAAGGGCACCCUCCGCUACGCCGUCAUCCAGGAAGAGCCGCUCUGGAUCAUCUUCAAGCGGGACAUGGUCAUCACGCUCAAGGAGGAGCUCAUCAUGAACAGCUUCAAGACCAUCGACGGACGCGGCGCCAACGUGCACAUCGCCAAUGGUGCCUGCAUCACCAUCCAGUACAUCACCAACGUCAUCAUCCACGGGCUCCACAUCCACGACUGCAAGCCCACGGGGAACGCCAUGGUGCGCAGCUCGCCCAGCCACUAUGGGUGGCGCACCAUGGCCGACGGAGAUGGUGUGUCCAUCUUCGGUUCCAGCCACGUCUGGGUGGACCACUGCUCGCUCUCCAACUGCGCCGACGGCCUGAUCGAUGCUAUCAUGGGAUCCACGGCUAUCACAGUGUCCAACAACUACUUCACCCACCACAACGAGGUGAUGCUCCUGGGCCACAGUGACUCCUAUGUGAAGGACAAGGCAAUGCAGGUGACGAUAGCCUUCAACCAUUUCGGUGAAGGUCUCAUCCAGAGAAUGCCAAGGUGCCGGCAUGGCUACUUCCAUGUUGUGAACAACGACUACACCCACUGGGAAAUGUACGCCAUUGGCGGGAGCGCUGAGCCAACCAUCAACAGCCAGGGCAACCGCUACCUUGCUCCCACAAACCCGUUCGCCAAGGAGGUGACCAAGAGGGUCGAAACUGCUCACACUGUCUGGAAGAGGUGGAACUGGAGAUCAGAGGGUGACCUCCUGCUGAACGGCGCCUACUUCACCCCCUCCGGCGCGGGCGCCUCAGCCAGCUACUCGCGCGCGUCCAGCCUUGGCGCCAAGUCAUCAUCUAUGGUCGGCACCAUCACCCUGGAUGCCGGUGCCCUGUCGUGCCACAAGGGCGCGGCCUGCUAGCGCAGCCGCCGCAGAAGGAAACAAACCCACCCCCACGCCACCUCUCCAACAACAGAAAAGAAACAAGACAACAGAAAACUAAGCUACCUCAACACCAUGGUUACAGUUUCCCCCCGUCUCUCUCUCUCUCUCUCUCUCUCUCUCUCUCUCUCUCUCUCUCUCUCUCUCUCUCUGUUUUUUGGUUGCUUUUGACAAGGGUUAUAUAUGAUGGUCCUUCCUGAUUCACCAUUUGCUCAACCUCCCCCUGCUCCUGACAUGGAAAGCUACCUGGAGCAGGCGUGAAGCGUUGCUGAUUGAUAUUUCGUCCGCCGCUCGGUCUCUCUAUUAGUCAUCUGAUCUGAGUGUGGUACGUUGCUACCUGCCCCCCGCCCACAGCAAGUGUACGUUGAGGUCAGGGGUGCAUACUGUGUGUGAGUGAGUGCGUGUGCGUUGUUGUGUGUGUGUGAUGCUUACUUGGUUUUGGAGAACAUGCUGGAUUGUUAGUAGUGGGUAGUACUGCAAUGUUAUGCCUGAACAUGGCUGGAUUUGCCACGUAGACGAGACAUGGGAGGAUUGCCAUGUUCUUAUUCUUCUUCUCCAGUGAAAAGCGUAAACAUUACAGGCUAGCUGGAUAUUUUGACCUGGAAGUACAGCAUGCGCUGCUUUUGAAAUGUGUACCUGAUCAGUUUGCUUGAAUACUUCAAUGUCGAUACCCAGU